Molecule: messenger RNA, 2443 nt
Organism: Cicer arietinum (chickpea)
Lineage: Eukaryota; Viridiplantae; Streptophyta; Magnoliopsida; Fabales; Fabaceae
Product: pyruvate decarboxylase 1
Cellular component (GO): cytosol
Molecular function (GO): thiamine pyrophosphate binding; pyruvate decarboxylase activity; magnesium ion binding
Source: RefSeq, a predicted model, not a curated record
ACCUCUUCCAUCCAUGAAAAAAAAAGAAGAAAAGUUGGAAGCCUCCAACCAACAAAGACUAAUCAAACAAUCGAAACCAGCAAAAGCAAUACCAGUAUACCACCAACAACAGUGAAUAGAAUAAUAUCUUUGGUUCACAGAACAUUCCACACCAUGCAUGCCACACUAUUCAUUUUUAAAAUCAAAUUACAUUUUACUGCACACUUGUUUUCCUAUGCUCCAACACAUCGCACAUAGUUUCCAAUACCAACCAACCCCCUUCAUAAACCCCUCACAGAUCACAAUUAUUCAUUCAAACACACAUCAAUCCAAUCCACAAUCACAAACACUAUGGUAACUUCAACUAAACUCGGCUCAACGGCUCCUCCCAGCUCGGCUACUUUAUCAUGCGACGGCACGAUGGGCCGCCACCUUGCUCGUCGGCUUGUCGAGAUCGGCGUCCGGGAUGUCUUCUCCGUUCCCGGCGACUUCAAUUUAACUCUUCUCGACCACUUGAUCGCUGAGCCGCAGCUUAACCUUGUCGGCUGCUGCAAUGAACUCAACGCCGGCUAUGCUGCUGACGGUUACGCGCGAGCUAAAGGUGUCGGCGCGUGUGUUGUCACCUUCACUGUCGGUGGACUCAGUAUUCUCAACGCGAUUGCCGGAGCUUAUAGUGAAAAUCUGCCGGUGAUUUGCAUAGUUGGUGGACCCAAUUCCAAUGACUAUGGAACCAACCGUAUCCUCCAUCACACCAUUGGGUUAUCCGAUUUCUCCCAAGAGCUUCGAUGCUUUCAAACGAUCACGUGUUUUCAGGCAGUGGUGAAUAACUUGGAGGAUGCACAUGAACUUAUUGAUACUGCAAUUUCUACUGCUUUGAAAGAAAGCAAGCCUGUUUACAUCAGCAUAGGUUGUAACCUUCCUGCAAUUCCUCAUCCAACUUUUGCUAGGGACCCAGUUCCAUUUUUUCUUGCACCAAAGGUAAGUAAUCAAGAAGGAUUAGAAGCGGCAGUGGAAGAAGCGGCUGCGUUUCUGAACAAAGCGGUGAAGCCAGUUAUUGUGGGUGGGCCAAAACUAAGGGUAGCAAAGGCACAAAAGGCAUUUAUGGACUUUGCAGAAGCUAGUGGAUAUCCAAUAGCUGUUAUGCCAUCGGGUAAAGGACUCGUACCGGAACAUCAUCCACAUUUCAUUGGAACAUACUGGGGUGCUGUUAGUACUUCCUAUUGUGGAGAGAUAGUUGAGUCUGCUGAUGCUUAUGUUUUUGUUGGUCCCAUCUUCAAUGACUAUAGCUCUGUCGGAUACUCGUUGUUGAUAAAAAAGGAGAAAUCGUUAAUCGUGCAGCCCAAUCGGGUGACCAUUGGCAAUGGUCUUUCAUUGGGUUGGGUUUUCAUGGCUGAUUUCUUAACUGCAUUGUCUAAAAAGGUGAAGUUCAACACCACAGCUGUGGAGAAUUACCGUCGUAUCUAUGUUCCACAUGGCAUUCCUCUGAAGCGAGAAAGCGACGAACCUCUUAGAGUUAAUGUUCUAUUCAAGCACAUUCAGGAACUUGUAAGUGGAGAUACUGCUGUAAUAGCUGAAACUGGAGAUUCAUGGUUUAACUGUCAAAAGCUCCGUCUGCCUGAGAAUUGCGGUUAUGAAUUCCAGAUGCAGUAUGGAUCAAUUGGUUGGUCAGUAGGUGCUACUCUUGGAUAUGCACAGGCUGCAACUGAUAAGCGUGUCAUUGCAUGCAUCGGCGAUGGCAGUUUUCAGGUGACAGCACAGGAUAUUUCAACAAUGAUCCGAUGCGGACAAAGAAGCAUCAUCUUCCUCAUUAACAAUGGAGGUUAUACAAUUGAAGUUGAGAUUCAUGAUGGUCCAUACAAUGUGAUCAAGAAUUGGGACUAUACUCGCUUUGUGAAUGCCAUCCAUAAUGGGGAAGGGAAAUGCUGGACUGCCAAGGUACGUACAGAGGAAGAGCUGAUAGAAGCAAUAGCAACAGCUAGUGGAGCAGAGAAAGAUUCACUAUGUUUUAUAGAAGUUUUUGCACACAAGGAUGACACCAGCAAAGAGUUGCUAGAAUGGGGAUCUCGUGUUGCUGCUGCUAACAGCCGUCCUCCAAAUCCCCAAUAGAAAAUAAAUUCCUAAUUAUUGCAUAUCAAAAGAAUUAUUACAAUAUGUAUAUUUUUGUGUGCUUACUUGGAAUAAAUGAUCAUUUUUCUGACUUCCAUCUUGUCCCCAAGUGUUCCCCUCUGUUGUUAACAAGCAAAGGUUUAUGACUUCAAGGUCCACACAGCAUAAGAUCAGUGUAUUCAGAUUGCCUAAUGUAGUAUUUGAAGUAAGAUUUUCAACGACAAUUUUAUAUAUUAACAUAGAAUAAAGAGUAUGAAACUCAACUAAGUUUGAUUUCUUUUGCUGUGUACAAAGAUAGUUUAACCUCAAAGAUGUAUCAUGACCAAUCAAUUGAUAAACUUUGUUGAUUCCAUUCCAA